AUGCUAGCUUUAUACUUAUACUUAGAUCCAAGUAGUAAGCCACACAAAUCAAAAAUUGAAAAUAUAAUGCAAUAUUUAAAGUCAUUUAUUUCUCAGUUUGAAGAGACAAAUAAUUGGACAAUAAUUGAAAUUUCAGACUUUUUCAAAGCUACUUUUUCAUAUUUGCCUACUAUUCAAAGUGAUUUUAACACUUAUUUAAAUACAGAAUUUAUCCCUAGAUGGAAUCAAAUGAUUAUUCCUAUGAAUGAAAGAAUUGAAUCAGGUGUAUAUGAUGCAAAUCUAUGCAAUCAGUGAAUAUUAAUAACAAAUGCUAUAGGAUUGGCUAUGAGCAUCAAGAAUUUACAAAUUAAUACCAAAGAUCAAUUUAAUUAUCUUGCUGUUAACGAAUUUGAAGAAUUUAUAGGCAUAUAUAUUUCUAUAAUAAGGAAAAAGAAAGUCAAAAAAUUGUUUUUAUUUUAUAGAGAUAUCAGUACAUACCUUGAAGAUUUUAACUUCAAUAAAAUUAGUUAUGAGGACAGCAAAAGCAGAGAAACAAUUGCUAAAUAUUUUAUAUGCUUAAUCAAAAACUCUUUGGCUGAAGUUUUUAAAGAGAAUGCAAAUAAAUUAAAAGAAAACCUGCAAGAAUCAGAAGAUAAAUUAAUAAAUAUCAUUGAAUCUGAAACUUUAGAAGAAACAAAAGAUAUUUCUAUUAUGAAAAUUAUUUACGAAGAAGAAAAAUCAAGCUGGCUGAUAGAAAGAGCUUUGACAGGGGAUCAGCGAAUUAUUGGUGAUUCGUCUUGGAAUAUUUUUUUUACAAGGAGAGAAGAUCAAGCAAACAAGUUAGAAGAAUUUAGGAAUUCAUUCCUUCAUAAAAUGGUAUUUAGUGAUGAUGCUGAACACUUUAUUUUAAGGCAAUAUCUAGCAUCUCAUCUGAAAAGACUUUUUAGCGGAACUUUAAAUAAAGAAAAUGCAGAUUUUUUUACUGAAUGCGAACAGAGAGCUAUUAAAUUGCAUUUUAGAAGCCCAGAAAAAUUGAAUAAGACUCAAAAAGAAGAACUUACAACAAUUUUAUUUUCUACGCCUGUUAGAGGAGCCUUUUUAAAUGAGAAUAUUUGGAAUGAAAACAUUGGAAAUUUAGCUGAAACAACAUAUUUUGCAAAUAUUCCAGAUAAUCUUAGUGGAAUGACAGUGUUUGGUGGAACUAUUUUACUACAUCCAAGCUUGUCUCAGAAUGAUGAUUUAAAGUCUUGUGCCAGAAAAAUAACAUUUAUUCACGAAGCAGCGCGUGCAAUGAGAAAAUAUAAUGAGGGAUCUUAUAACCCAGAAAAGAAAACUCUAAAAUCAAGAAAAACGCCACUUCUUAGUGGAAUGCCUGGAAACAGAGAAUUUCUUGCUGAGCUUAAAUAUCUCAUCAAAAAUGAAGGUGAGAAAUUAAUUGAGAAUGCACUUUUUGGUGCCUUUUUUACGAAAAUAAACAAAUCACAAAUUGACUAUAUAAAUAAUUUGUUAAAUUGGAGAGAUGAUGCUGAUAGUUUUAAAAGAUGUAUUGAAGAAAAAGGCCAAGAGAUAUCAAAAACUUAUGAAUUAGCUCGUGGAAGUCAUUACAUUUCAGGAACGAGGAAUGAUAGCUGCGAAUACUACUAA
Molecule: messenger RNA, 1623 nt
Organism: Blepharisma stoltei
Lineage: Eukaryota; Ciliophora; Heterotrichea; Heterotrichida; Blepharismidae
Source: the annotation of a GenBank genome assembly